AAUCUCAAAACAAGAAGAUAUAUUUUAGGUCCAGAAUCGAACAGAAAAAUGUUUGGUCUUCCUCAGAAGCACAACUAAGGAGAAAAAAACCCUAGAUCUUCUGCAACGAGCCCUCCGGCGACAACUUGAUUAACCUCCGGCGACGGUAAGAUCUUUAUCGGCGACGACCUACUGCCACAAAAGUCACGGGAUCUGCACCCCAGCAUCUUGAUUUUGCGAGUAACUUGUAAUGCUUGUUUAGUUUGAGUAGGCUAUACUGUACUUUUAUGGGUUCAAGAGGGCAAAUACCAUUGUCUUACGAAGGACGUUCUGUCCAAGCUCCAGGGAUGAUGCGUCAUGGCCCAUUUCCUACUGGUCACCGCCCCAUGGAACCACUUCCUCCUCCCGAGCUUUUGGAGAACAAAAUGGCUGUACAACUGGAAGAGAUAGAAAGACUUGUGGAAGACAACCGCAGAUUGGCUGCUACUCAUGUGGCCUUGAGGCAGGACCUUGUUGCUGCCCAGCAGGAAAUACAAAGACUCAGAGCACACAUAAGAAGCAUCCAGACGGAAAGUGAUAUUCAGAUCAGGAUGUUACUGGAUAAGAUUGCAAAAAUGGAAGUAGAUAUCAGAGCUGGUGAGAGUGUUAAGAAGGACCUGCAACAGGCACACAUGGAAGCACAGAGCUUGGUAACAGCUAGACAGGAGCUGACUGCCAAAAUUCAACGUGCCACUGAAGAGCUGGAUAAAGCCCAUGCUGAUAUUAAAAAGCUGCCGGAGAUGCAUGCUGAACUUGAUAGUUUGAGGCAAGAACAUCAGAGGUUACGCAACACAUUUGAGUAUGAAAAAGGUUUAAACAUGGAGAAGGUGGAACAAAUGCAAGCAAUGGAUAAGAACCUCUUUGGCAUGGCAAAAGAAGUGGAGAAGUUGCGAGCUGAGGUGUUGAAUGCUGAGAAGAGGGCACAUGCUCCGAACCCUUAUGGUAGCUCCUACAUGAUGAGUUCAGAUCCAUUGUACCCACCUCCUGUGCAUGGUGGUGGUGCCUAUGUUGAUCCUUAUGGAAGACCCCAUGUUCAGAUGGGUGUCGGGGCUGGAGGAGAGGGAAUAGUUCCAUAUGGCAGUGGCAAUGUUGCAGCUGCUCCUAGCGGCAUUGGCAACGCAACUGGACCUGGACCUAGUGCUGGCGGGACGUCUGUCUGGGGAGGAGCAUAUGAUGCUAUGAUUGCUCGGAAGUGAAUGUGCAUAAGCUGGCAUUAGACGCUGUCCAUAAAACUUUUCUGCCUCAUUCAACUUUGAUGGUUAUUUAAUAUCCCAAAUUUUGGUCAUGUUUCAUUAAAUCUAAUAGUUACCCUUCUCCAAUUCGACAACUUAUCUUCCAAAGUUCCAUCCCAGUGGUGAAUUUUUCGUAGUUUUAUACAUGGAUAAUAUUAAUGGCUAUAUAGCAUGCUCCAAUUUACAUUUGUAAAAUAGGGCUUGAUCAUUUUAA
Messenger RNA from Cornus florida, 1464 nucleotides. Its product is annotated as protein FLX-like 4. The record is from RefSeq and is a predicted model, not a curated record. Lineage: Eukaryota; Viridiplantae; Streptophyta; Magnoliopsida; Cornales; Cornaceae. The transcript is spliced from 4 exons. The coding region runs from base 267 to 1214 and encodes 315 amino acids.